Molecule: messenger RNA, 1566 nt
Organism: Dimorphilus gyrociliatus
Lineage: Eukaryota; Metazoa; Annelida; Polychaeta; Dinophilidae
Source: the annotation of a GenBank genome assembly
CAAAUCGUUUUCAGUAUCUAUGUGAAAUUGUAGAUAAAAUGUUAACAGUUUAAAUGUUUUCUUCAAUUUCGGAAAGGAUAGGAGGUGCUAUUGCCAUAUUAGGAAUUAUUUCAGCUGGUCCAGCUGCGUAUUUUUUAUACAAAAAAAAUUACGCAGUUGGUGUACCUUUUGCAGUUGUUUGCCUAUUAUGUUUUGUAAUAGUAUCUUACCUAUAUAAGGAGGGCUCAUUAAAAGGAACGUCUCCUGAAGAUGAUAAUCAUGAAAAUGGAAGACAAAGAGUAUAUUUCUUUUCUCUUCUUUCUCUUCAGUUUAGUAAGCAGGGAAUUAUGAUUAAAUAUUUUUAUUACAUUUCAGAUAAGCAAUGAACAGACUAAUCAAGGAAAUGAUACAUGCGCAGGGCAGAAUCAGCAGCAAAGCUCUACUCCUCCUUACGUCAGAAGAGAACCUCCUAAACCACCUAAUUACAACAGCAAAAGGGAAUCUUGUGAGACCCCUAUAAAUAUCUCGGAUAAUGUAGAGAGUCCCCUUGAACCGACAGCUCCAAUUCCAGAAAGUGAAGAAGAGAAAGCUACUAAUUCAAAUAAACCACCAUAUGAAGCUCCCCCUCCCUACGCUCCAAGUCAUUUAUGAUUUUGCCAUUUCGAUUAAUUGAUCAAACAGUUGAUGAUAAUUUUCGUUGCUUUCCUGUUACUAUAAUCAAUAAAUAACCAGGUCAUUUAAUUAAUAUAAACUACUUUUGGAAUUAAAGUUUAUUAAUACUACGUUACUUUAGGAGUUUUUAAAACUAUUCAUAUCAUAUUUAAUGUAUUCAUCUAUUUGAAACCAGUUUUAUAUUUCCUUCUCUAUUCUCUUACAGAAUCUUUUGCUCACUUUAGACGGCGCUAGUAUCUAGUCAAUUACAUUUUCAUGUUGGACUGCAUCAGUUGUAAGUUGGGGAAUAAUUGUUUACAUUAACACUAGAUGGGUUCAAUUUCUGAUAAGAAAGGAGCCCAAUUGUCAGCUAUUACCUCUUUCGUUACCUCUGUCAUCCUAUUCUCUGUCGGAGGUAUCUUAUAUGCAUUUUCUGAAAAGGAAUUAAGCUCAGACGUUGGUCUAGUAAAGGAAAAUUUUACAAAUAAACUUGCCAAUGCUCCCAGCCAAGUAUUACCUAAUGGAAAGCAUACGAAAUGGAGGAAACUAGAGAGUAUCUUGAAGAUUAUAGAAUAUAAUCAGAUAUUAAGAAAAGAAAAAGAGAAAGCUAGAAAGCGUAAGAAAAAACUUAAAGAGAGUUCGAAAAUUAUAUUUAUUAUUGGCUGGGUAAGCAUAGUCGUUUGUCCUGUAUUCGUAUGCUCUGCAAUUUAUUAUCAUAUUAAAGAUAAACGUAAGGAAAUAACAAGAAAUCAAGUAAUUAAUUCAAGUGAGCAAUCCAUUCAAAAUGAUCAAUAUGAAAGCUAUCAUCAUCUAAAUCAAGAUUAUUCACCUCCUCAAAUAUUUGUUGAAGUUCCUAGAUCCGUUCAUUCGAGGAAUGUUAGUCAUUACGAUUAUACCGAACCACCGAGUUAUGAAGAAGUUAUGAAGGGAAAUUAA